Messenger RNA from Saimiri boliviensis boliviensis (Bolivian squirrel monkey), 2872 nucleotides. It is a transcript of the gene GARIN5B, whose product is annotated as golgi associated RAB2 interactor family member 5B. NCBI's taxonomy places the organism in Eukaryota, Metazoa, Chordata, Mammalia, Primates, Cebidae. Gene Ontology annotation, cellular component: nucleus. The record is from RefSeq and is a predicted model, not a curated record.
AGGCCCAUGCUGUCCACCCUGGCAGGGCCGUGGCCAAGACCCGAGUCUCCCAGCCCGGGGUAUCUCCUCGCUCUACAACGCUGAGCUCCAGGCACCUGUGUAGCCCCAGGGCCAACGCUGGUGGGCUGGGGCUGGGAGGCCUGCACGCCUGGAUCCCGGGUCCCUAAACCAGUACCUAUCCACCACAGCCACCAUGAUCCGGCUUCGAAACAGGAGGCGCCCUGAGCCGCUCCAGGGCACCCCAAAGUGGGUCCCCAUUCUGGGGGAGCUGCAAAAGACCCUCCAGAAGGGCGAGUACCUGCCCCUGCGUCCGAUGCCCAUGUUCGAGAGUAACUUUGUUCAGGUGACGAGUCGAGGGAGCCCGGUGUUUGUGAGUCACAGAACCAACCGGCUGACCAUGGGCGCAGCCGCCUCCCUGCCAGGCCUGCUGGUGCCCGAUAUCCUGCUGAUCGGCCAGCCUGCUGAGGGCAGGGACUGCUCGGGCCUCGUGCUGACCAGGAUGAUCCCCCUGGACCUCACCCAGCUCUGCGUCCAUGACCUCUCCUCCUGGUGCCUGAAGCUACGCCUGGUCUCAGGCCACAACUACUACCUGGCGCUGGAUGCCCCGGAUAACGAGGCAGGCUUCCUGUUCGACUGCUGGAUCCGCCUCACCCACCUGCUCCGGGAGCCGGCUUUCGCCUGGGCCCCCAGGACCGUGCGCACGGCCCACCCAGAUGUGCCCCUGGCCGAAGCGCCCGCCUCCACCUGGCACCUGCAGGACCAGUCAGUCAGCAGACAAGCAGCCAGGGUUGCCGAGCACACCUUUCCUUACAAGAUGGUGGCCGCUCAGAGGCAGAGGAAGGCCAAGCCGCUCAAGCGCAGAUUCAAGUCUCAGGCCGUGGGCGACUCCGUGCCCCUCAUCUGGUCGCAGCUGGAGCAUGCCAAGAAGAAACCUGCAGAAAAGAAGUCCCACCCAGACCCCCAUCCUGAGAGACCUCAUACCCAAACCCGCUUUUCUGAGACGACCAGCAUCACCAUCCGGACCAUCUUCAGCGUCUUUUCCAGCACCACCAAGCAGACACAGUCCUCUCCAAAGGCCUGUACAUCUGAGUGUAAUGAGACCACAGGCCAGGGACACAUAGUGAAGGCCCCUUCCCACUGCGUCUCAGCCAACAGCCCUGAUUGCUUCUUUCUGGGCUCCUGCACUCCCUGGGACCCCUGCCUGUGGCAUCAGGACAUGGGAGACCUCAUGGGCUCUGAGAGCAGCACCUUGUCGUCUGCCUCCCUCGACCUGGCUCCCUGUCCCUCAGCUGCCUGCCUCUCCACACUCUACUCUUCCAUCCCCAGGGGCAGGGACAGGGCGGGGCCUAUGGGCUCCCAGCAGGGGCCAGGGCCACCACCCUUCCAGAAGGCCCCAUCUGUCCCUGUCACAUCUUGCAAGGCACCAUUCCUCGUUGACCAGUCCCAGAAGCUCCCAGCUGCACCUGCUUCAUCGUGGAAGGCCCCAGCUGUAUCAGCUCCUCCCCAGAAGGCCCCAGCCAUACCUGCUCCACCUGGGAAGGCCCCACCCCCGUCUCAGAAGGCCCCAGCAGUUCCUGCUCCAUCCCAGAAGACCCCACCCCCGUCUCAGAAGGCCCCCGCAGUACCUGCUCCAUCGUGGAAGGCCCCAUCUGCAUCAGCUGCUCCCCGGAAGGCCCCAGCUGUACCUGUCCCACCCUCAUCUCAGAAGGCCUCCGCAGUACCUACCAUUCCCCAGAAGGCCAUGUCCCCCCCUGCUCCAAAGAGGAAAUCUCUGGUCCUCCCUGCCCCAUCCCAGAAGGCUCUGCCAACCUCACCUACCCGAUACCGGAUGGCAGUGGGCUCGCCGGCCUCACAGGGGAAGAUCCCUGGCGAUUUCGACGUGGUGCCAACAGGAAUUCCUGGAAGGGCUGCGCUGGAGAGCAGCAAGUCCGGGCGGGAACCUGAGCCGGCGAUGGUAGUGGGCACCCGGGAGACAGGUGUGGUGGAGAUGACUCAGGUCCCAUCCCUGGAGUGGCCCUUCACCACGACCAAGAAGGAGUCCAGGGACAUCCUGGUGAGCAAAACCCAGGAGGCAAGCCUGGAGGCCUUCAGGGGCUGGAGGAAGUCGGAGGACCGAGUCCACUGGGCGAAGGAGGAGAGGUCCCUGGACCAGCCUGCUGUGAGAUCCAAGGAGAUGGAGCAGCGGAAGGGAUGGGUGCAGAUGAAGGAGCGUGCCAUCGGGGGCCCCUCCCGGGAGCACAGCAGGCCCUUCUCUGUGGAAGGGCUCACCCUCGCCAGGCGCAUGAUCAUGGCCAACUCCAAAGAGCAGCGCUCCAGACACGCUUUGGGCUCACUCCCCUCCUGGCUCUCGCAGUCAUCUGCCACGCCUGUGAUGGCUUCAAUGCCCUUCCACCCCAGCCAGCUGUCCUCGCUGGAGGGGAAGCCAGUGGUGGUUAGAGAGCAGCCAGAGUCACAUGCCUGGGCGAAGAAGAGGAAGCAGCAAUGGGCCGAGGUGAAGGAACCACCCUGGGACCCCGAGGGGCUGCCCGAGCUGCCCCUUUGCUCCAGGCCCACCUCUGCCAGUCUGAAGACGGAAGGAAUCUCCCAGGCGACCAUCCCCUUGCCUGCCUCACGGUGGGAGGACUCACCGCCAUCGCCCCUUUCGGAGACCCCCAUCCCAAAGAUGGAGGCCACGGCCAGGACGUCCCAGCAGCCCAAGAGAGUGUUGCAGGAGCCCCUGACGAUGCCAGCCCAGCACCCCCUGGCCACUGUGGGGUCAUCUUCAGAAAUUCUUUCGCCCGUGCUCUUAGAACUUGAGACUGUGAGGAGCAUGACCACCAAGGCAGAGGAGACACGGGGGGAACCGGGUGUCUUCAGUCUUCCCCCCAGGUAG